AGCUGCAAUGGAAAUUUCGUUGAAUUCUGUUCAAUGACAAUAAAUGCUAUCUAUCUUCCUGUAAACUUCUGACUGAAUCCACAGGUUCACUUUUACUAAACCAAAGACAAUGGGAUGUUAAACUGAAGGAAAAAACAAAUCCACGUGAACAGCAACAAAGCGGACAUGCAACUUGGGCUGUUGAGGAUGAUGAUGAUGAUGAUGAUGAUGAUGAUGAUGAUGAUGAUGAUGAUGAUGAUGAUGAUGAUGAAGGUGAAGAUUGGAGCGACUUCCUGUCAGGAACAGAGACUUCCUGCUGCUCAUCUGGUUUUACAACAACAUGGAAAGGAACGUGGGACAGGAAUCAGGACAGACGUGAGGACAGAUAGGUGGACAGACGUGAGGACAGAUAGGUGGACAGACGUGAGGACAGGAAUCAGGACAGACGUGAGGACAGAUAGGUGGACAGGCGUGAGGACAGAUAGGUGGACAGACGUGAGGACAGGAAUCAGGACAGACGUGAGGACAGAUAGGUGGACAGACGUGAGGACAGGAAUCAGGACAGACGUGAGGACAGAUAGGUGGACAGACGUGAGGACAGAUAGGUGGACAGACGUGAGGACUGAUAGGUGGACAGACGUGAGGACAGGAAUCAGGACAGACGUGAGGACAGAUAGGUGGACAGACGUGAGGACAGGAAUCAGGACAGACGUGAGGACAGAUAGGUGGACAGACGUGAGGACAGAUAGGUGGACAGACGUGAGGACAGGAAUCAGGACAGACGUGAGGACAGAUAGGUGGACAGACGUGAGGACAGGAAUCAGGACAGACGUGAGGACAGAUAGGUGGACAGACGUGAGGACAGAUAGGUGGACAGACGUGAGGACAGAUAGGUGGACAGACGUGAGGACAGAUAGGUGGACAGACGUGAGGACAGGAAUCAGGACAGACGUGAGGACAGAUAGGUGGACAGACGUGAGGACAGGAAUCAGGACAGACGUGAGGACAGAUAGGUGGACAGACGUGAGGACAGAUAGGUGGACAGACGUGAGGACAGGAAUCAGGACAGACGUGAGGACAGAUAGGUGGACAGACGUGAGGACAGGAAUCAGGACAGACGUGAGGACAGAUAGGUGGACAGACGUGAGGACAGAUAGGUGGACAGACGUGAGGACAGAUAGGUGGACAGACGUGAGGACAGGAAUCAGGACAGACGUGAGGACAGAUAGGUGGACAGACGUGAGGACAGAUAGGUGGACAGACGUGAGGACAGGAAUCAGGACAGACGUGAGGACAGAUAGGUGGACGGACGUGCCUUCUGUCUCAGAGGGACUGUCUUCAUCUCAGCAGCUUCUGGUACUUGCUGCUCCGCAGUCGGGAGAGAAAACAGGACGAAAUUAUUCUGAUGAGCCAACAAGAACAUUUUAUUCAGAGUCGGAACCAAAACCCAGCAGAACUCUGGGUUUCUGUCCGAGUGAGACAUCUGUUGACUCGUCUGGUUUUCUGUCUCUUGCCGUCCAACUGGACCAAGUUGCUCUUCGCUCCGUCUCUCUGCCCUCCUCUUCCUCACCUGCCCUUUAAUUUAUUUUAUUGUUUUGAUGGAAAAUGCUACAUUGACCUAUUGAUCUGUGAUCGCUGCUGAUCCAAUGAUCCCACAGCAUGAUGCUGCCGCUUCAUCAGAUGUCAUUAAGUCAACAAACCAAACUUAAAGGCUCCACUUCCUCCUAACUUCUUCUGUUCUUCUGUUUUUUCCCCUUCAUUUCUUCUUCUGCAGAUGAUUCCUGAUGUUUUAUAAAAUCUCCUCAUCCUGCCGGCGUCUCGGCUCCUUUAACAGAACCGUUAGACGGAUCCAUGCGAAUUAAAGUCUUACCUCCAUCUUGUCCAUCAUGUCGAAGAAAUGAGCCGA
Xiphophorus maculatus (southern platyfish) is the source of this 1885-nucleotide messenger RNA. RefSeq lists its product as uncharacterized. The coding region runs from base 166 to 1560 and encodes 464 amino acids. NCBI's taxonomy places the organism in Eukaryota, Metazoa, Chordata, Actinopteri, Cyprinodontiformes, Poeciliidae. The record is from RefSeq and is a predicted model, not a curated record. The transcript has 2 exons.